Panthera uncia (snow leopard) is the source of this 6302-nucleotide messenger RNA. RefSeq names its product general transcription factor IIE subunit 2 (gene GTF2E2). Gene Ontology annotation, biological process: transcription initiation at RNA polymerase II promoter. The record is from RefSeq and is a predicted model, not a curated record. The transcript is spliced from 7 exons. Bases 249 to 959 code for a protein of 236 amino acids. NCBI's taxonomy places the organism in Eukaryota, Metazoa, Chordata, Mammalia, Carnivora, Felidae. Gene Ontology annotation, cellular component: transcription factor TFIIE complex.
AGCCUGAUCAGGAAGUGGCGGGCGGAGUCCGGGGCCGAGUCGCGCCGCCUUAGCUGCAGCCGCCACUGCCGCUGCCGCCAGUGCCGAGACCCCGGCCUGGCGGGGCUGCGCUGGGAGUGCGUACGGGCAGGCGGGGGCGCUGACGAGAAGCAGGAAGCGGUGGCCACGCGGGCGUGGGCGGCUGGUCCAGGUGGAGGCGCUGGGAGGCGGCGGCCGGUCGCGUGGGGUGGCCCUCCUCGCUCAGAAAUAUGGAUCCAAGCCUGUUGAGAGAACGAGAGCUGUUCAAAAAACGAGCUCUUUCCACUCCUGUAGUAGAAAAACGUUCAGUAUCUUCUGAGUCAUCAUCAUCAUCAUCAAAGAAGAAGAAAGCAAAGCUAGAACAUGGAGGAUCAUCAGGCUCUAAACAAAAUUCUGAUCAUAGCAAUGGAUCAUUUAACUUGAAAGCUCUGUCAGGAAGCUCUGGGUAUAAGUUUGGCGUUCUUGCUAAGAUUGUGAAUUACAUGAAGACACGGCAUCAGCGAGGAGAUACACAUCCUCUCACUUUAGAAGAAAUUUUGGAUGAAACACAACAUUUAGAUAUAGGACUCAAGCAGAAACAAUGGCUAAUGACUGAGGCAUUAGUCAAUAAUCCAAAAAUUGAAGUGAUAGAUGGGAAGUAUGCCUUCAAGCCCAAAUACAACUUGAAAGAUAAGAAAGCCCUACUUAGGCUGUUAGAUAAGCAUGACCAGCGAGGCUUAGGAGGAAUUCUUUUAGAAGACAUAGAGGAAGGACUGCCCAAUUCCCAGAAAGCUAUCAAGGCUUUGGGGGACCAGAUACUAUUUGUAAAUCGUCCUGAUAAAAAGAAAAUUCUUUUCUUCAAUGAUAAGAGCUGUCAGUUUUCUGUGGAUGAAGCGCGACGACUAAAAAUGUACCCAGAUAUUACCAAAUGUUCCCCCAGGAGGCAAAACUACUUGGGUUGAGAAUUCUGUUGAAGGUACGAUUUAUGUUUAUAAAAUAGACAACAGUUAAUUAAGAUACGUUGUCUUCAAGCUUCUUUUCAUGAAUUUUUUGAUUCAGCACAUUCACUGAUACAACGGAUGUCCAAGUGAAUAAGGUUUCUGUUCGUGAGCUCACCUAAGACAGAGGGAAGAUUGACAUAGGAACUCAUAUAGUAGCUCUUGCAUACUGUCAUUGUGAUGUUCAUACAGUGGUGUAGAGACCCUGGGGGAACUUCCUAGGAACUUCAGAGGUGAGACAGUGUUCUUUUAGUUGAAAUUGUCAGUAUGGCAUAAAUCACUAAUUUAAAAAAAACCUGAGUCUUUGCUAAUGGUAUAAACAGAAGGCCCCCUGAAAAUUGAUGCAUAUCGUAAUAUUUAUCUUCCUUGCUCUUUUUUCAUAUUUUACUCAAAAUGGUUUGUCCUGAUUGUAUUGAUGAAGAUUUUUGUUUUAGCCCAGUAGGUGGCAGUCAUAGCUAGAGAUGAAAUCUUGAAUGAUGACGCUUUCAGUCAUGCUUAAGAUUACCCUUCAUUUUAUCUGUAAAUAGAAGCAAAUGUCCUAAAAUGAGAUGUAGCAAACAAGUAAGGAGAGAGUUUAUUUGUAGUAAUUUAAAAAAAUCAAAUAGGUAAGUGAACGCAGUGUAGCUGAACUUAGGUAUAUGUCUUAUUUCACAAAAGCAUUUCCUUAUAUCAGGAUCGUAUUCAUUUAGAGGCAGUAUAAAUGCAGUGGUUAAGAGGAUGGUUUGAGUAGUUAACUGUUGGUUUAUAUCUUAGCUUUGCUCCUUGUUUGCUUAGACAAGAUACUUCUGAGAUUCCUUAUCUAUAAAAUAGGAGUAACGGUAUCUGUCUUGUCCUUAUGAUAAUUAAAUGAGUUAAUAUGAAAGUUCUUAGAGCUUGGAACAGAGCCUGGCGCAUAGUAAGAAUAGUAGUAACAGUAAUAUUAGCUAUUAUUAGUAGAAUUAGAAAUACCAAAUAGUACCAAAAUAUUAGGUGUUUAAAUCUUACCUGAUUAUUUAUUCACAUUUCCUUAGCUCUCUGGCUGAUUGACUAAGUGGAUCUGUAGUUUUGUGUUUUGUUACAUAGCAGAGAGCCAGAGCCAGUUUAGCAGUCUGAAGCCACAUUUGUGCUGAUCUUUUGCGGAAACAUAACGUUAAUUGGUGUUCCUGGUGACAAGUCCAGUGACAACGCUGAUUUUUCUUUCAUUGCUGCUAUUUUCUUUUCUACCUGGAAGCUUAAACAAUUUAAACUUUAUCCUUCCAAUAUAGGACUUCUCUCAGAAACUCUCUUCCUAGAGCUCUGGUGCUGUUUUAUUUAGUUCAUUAUUUUUUAAUGGCUAUAUAGUAUUCCAUUUUAUGGAUGUGCUUUAAAACAGUUUUUCCGAUGCUCCACAGAUGGAAAUUUAAUUUUUGUUUUCCUAUAUGCUAUUAUAAAUAAUGCUUAAUACUUACACAUAAAUAUAUGUGCACUUGCCUCAUUAUUUCCAUAUUGUAGUUUUCUUGAAAUAGAAUUGUGAGAUCAGAAGGUAAGCGAUAUUUAAAAAAUUUUCUUUCCCUUAAAAAAAUUUUUUUUAAUGUUUAUUUUUAAGAGAGAGAGAGAGAGACACACACACACACAUGCAGAAUCCAAAGCAGGCGCUAGGCUCCAGGCUGACAGCACAGAGCCUGAUGCAGAACUCUAACCCACCAACUGUGAGAUCAUGACCUGAGCCAAAGUCAGACACUCAACUGACUGAGCCACCCAGACACCCCUAAAAAAUUUUCAAUACUUUGCCUAAUGCCUUUUGUAAAGUUUGCACCAAUAUUUUGGGACCAAAUUACCCCUUCACAGCAGUAUAUGGAAAAGUAUCCAUUUCUUUACCCUCACCAGUACCAGAUGUUUUUAGUUGUCUUUGCCAGGCUCAUAGAAAAUAAAGAUUAUCUUGAAUGUAUUUUUCUUGCAAUGACUUUAUAAAAUUAAGAAAAACAAGAUUAUUUCUCUUUGUACCUCUGUCAGCUAUACAUUUUCUGUCCCCCCCCCCCCCAUACAUUAAAAUGUAAUUAAAUUUCGGAUCCUGUGGAAUCCUGCCUCUAAAAUUUGGCCCUGCUUUCCAGUGUUCAUCUUAAGUAUUUGUGCAGCUGUGAUACAUUUAUAUAGUACAUGUAAUACUUAAAUACUGCAACAGGACUAAGCUAAGGAAAGGCAGGGAUUAAUGUAGAAAUGUUUUAUUGAAAAAUAACAAAGACAUUGAAGAGUUUUUUUAUUCAGGGAUUUUCCUCUGAAAAUAGCUCAAGCAUCACUUUUCUAGCAAAAGAAAGUAGUUAAAUUUUGUUUUAAUGUACUUUCAAUUCCAUUGUGCCAUUAAAAUUUAUAUUGUAUAUUCUUUUUGGUGGUACAUUAAUAUAUAUAUUAGCUUUCUAGACCAUUGCUGUUCCUUUUAAUAGGUAUUAUUACCUGUGUAAUUGUGUCUGAAGAGGCCUGAAGUAUAUGAGCUCUGUACAAAUCAAGGUAGAACAUCGCAGUAGUUUGUCUUUCAAAGAACUGAACCUUUAUGAUGCUGGUAACAUAGAUGCUUGGUAAAAAGUGAAUUGACUGAAAUUUACCAUUGAGUAAAAGAGGUUUUUCUCAUCUACACUUUUAUUCUCUUUAUCUUUUUUCUUCUACAAGAGAAAAGUAUACAGUUUAAUUGUUAUCCAUUUAUAUUCUGUAAUACUCUAAAUAAAUGAAUACAAUUUUUACACAUUGGUAGCUAGAAUUUAACAAGUUAUGGGUUAAAAUGCCUGAACUACUUUGUGGGUGGCAUACUUCCUUCAGCAGUUGUGGUAAAUUAGACAUAUAAAAUUCUGGUUUGGUAUAGAUUUUAAAACAGUAUUGUGUGCUUUCUUGGAAUUAGAGUGAUGUUUUUAUUGUUGACUUGGAAGUCUGACCUGAAGCUGUUUUCUCUCACAUAAUCCUGUAGCGAGCACAGCUAGUUGCAUUAAUCACAUUGUUCAUUGCAGAAAAAGUGGAUAGUUGGGGACUUCUGGUUUCUACUUAAAAUGGAGAAAGCUGGUCAAAGCACUGUUCCACCCCUAUAGCAAUAAUAAUAAGCCCUAGACAACUGCAGAUUUAUACCCGAAUCCAUCAGAGAGCUGAGGUUCCAGGGCAACCACUUAACCUGAAAUCUAAGGAAAGAUGGGUACCUCCAAGAAAAGAAGGGAUGCAAACACUUGUUUACCUGAGACAGAUACAGAAUGAACACCAAUCAGAAGAAUUCAGUUAAACAUUUUAAUGAAUUGCUGCUGGCUUAAAUUGGACUGGUGGGAAGAUGUAGAAUCCUUGGGGGCCGUGAACGCAUGGGAAUUCACAGCUACUUGCAGGCUCUUUUCCACAGACUUCACUGGAUGCUAACAAAUGAUCGAGCCUGGUGGGGGGCGGGGCGUAGAUGCUUCAGGAAAGACAUGAAGCCCUGUCUUAGUUCUUCCUGCCUCUCUACUGUGUGACCAAAGCCUUAAACUGUGGUUUGAAUAGAGCAGAAAGAAAACCUUCCACCCCUAAGGAAGGCGCAGGAAUAUGUCCUGGGCCCAGAACUUUAGCAGAGAGGGAUGGGCAGGAACAUCGAGAAGGCCACAGGCCAGCUACCUAGAACAUAGUACUUGGCUACGACCAAGGCUUAAUCAGAAUUUCAGAGAGCUACCACCCCGUACCAGGCUAAGAGUUGUAGAGUAAUGGAUAACAGUGGAAUUCUGUGAGAGUUGCAAGAGCUUGGAGGCAGACAGACCAUAAUGAGAUACAGCCUAAACAGAAGACCUAGAACUGCAGAUUGAGUAGACGUUGAGAAAAACUUUGGCAAACAAGCCUCUACCCUAAACACAAGGUGUGACUAGAGCAGUUUGAAGCCUGUGGUGCGUUAUGGGUAUUUAUAGCAGCAACAGAUUCCAAACCAAGCUCAUGUUCUGACAAUAGAAUGACUCUACCUUGACGCAUUAAAGGCCUAGCAGAAGCAAGGUCAUGGUCCUAUCCAGACACGAAAACUAGUUGUCUCAGUCUCACAUUUCCUACAGAAGAUACCCUGUUUUCAUUACACACACACACACACACACACACACACACACACACACACACACAUAUAUAAAAUAAAAAGAAGGAGAGGAAUACAGUAUUGAGACAGGGAAUUAAACUUCUUAGGACACAAGUACUAGAAAUUGUUAGACAUGGAAUUUAAGAUAACUAUGAUUUAUAUGUUAAGGCCUCUGGUGUUGAAAAGGCAGGCAAUGUGUACAGUCAGGUAGGAUAUUGGAGCGCCUGGGUCGGUUAUGUGUCCGACUUUGGCUCAGGUCAUGAUCUCGCAGUCCAUGGGUUUGAGCCCCGUGUCAGGCUCUGUGCUGACAGCUGAGAGCCUGGAGCCUGCUUUGGAUUCUGUGUCUCCCCCUUUCUCUGCCCCUUCCCCACUCAUGCUCUCUCUCUCUCCAUCUCUCAAAAAUGAAUAAACGUUAAAAAAAAAUAAAAAAAGAUGAAGUAGGAUAUUUCAAAGAGGCAUGAUAAGAAAAUCAAAUGAAAAGUUUAGAAGUGAAAAACACAGUAACAGACAAAAGAACUCAUCAGUAAAUUUGGCAUAACCAAAGGAAGAAUCUGUAAACUUGAACAUAGACCCAUAUGAAUUAUCUAAACUAAAAUACAAACAGAAAACUGAAAAAACAGAACACCCAUUAGCUAUGAGAUAAUAUCAAGUGGUCUGAAUAUGUAAUUUAAAUCUCAGAAGGAAAAUAGGACAAAAGAAAUAAUGGCCAAGGAUUUUGAAAAACUAAUGAUAGACACCAAAGAUUGAAGAAGCUCAGAGAAUUUAAGGAAGAUAAUCCCCCAAAACAAAUGACAGAAAAACAGCCAGACAUUUAUAUUCAAACUGCUGAAAGUUGAAGAUGAUGACAAAAUACUGAUGGGAGUUAGAGGAGGAAGCUCUUUACAGAGGAAAGAAUUGUCAUUUGAAUCUAUGGAAACCUGAAGACAAUGCAAUCACAUCUCUAAAGAAUCAAAAGGGAAAAAAAUUUCAACCUAGAAUUCUGUACCCAGCAGAAAGUCUGUCCAUGUAUUUGUUUGUUUGUUUGUUUAAAAAUGUUUUAUUUUUGAGAGCGUGUCAAGAGUGUGAGCGGGGGUGUGGGGGGUGGUGGGGGAGCAGAGAGAGAAGGAGACAGAGAGUCUGAAGCUAGCUCCAGGCUCUGAGCUGUCAGCACAGAGCCUGACGCAGGGCUUGAACUCACAAGCUGUGAGAUCAUGACCUGACCCAAAGUCUGACGCUUAACCGACUGAGCCCCCCAGGCACCCAAAAACAGUCUUUUAAAAAUGAAGGAGAGGGGCACCUGGGUGGCUCAGUCG